AUAAAUAAGAAAUUGUUAAACGGAUGUGGUUGAUUGUGAAAUACUACAUCCUCCAAGAAAUAUGGGCUUUUCAAACAGCAGUAACAUUUAUGAAAUUGUUUUAGUUGGUUUCCCAAACUUGCAGCAAUUCAGUAUGUUUCUCUUUCUGUCGCUCCUUUGCAUCUACUUAUUCAUCAUUGCUGCCAACAUUAUUAUCUUCUUUGUAAUCCAGCGACAACCCUCACUACACAAUCCCAUGAACUUUUUCAUCGCGGUGUUAUCAUGCUUGGAUAUUUGUUAUACGUCCGUAACCAUUCCAAAAAUGUUGGCUGAUCUUCUGGAUGAAGAGAAGAAGAUCUCCUUCCCUGGAUGCAUCCUACAGGCUUACGUGGUACAUUCAUUAGGAGCUUCUGAGUGUUACAUCCUCACAAUUAUGGGCUAUGAUCGUUAUUUGGCCAUCUGUAAACCGUUACAAUACUCAUCUAUCAUGACUACCAGGAUUUGUAUUUUUUUUUUGGUCGUUGACUGUUUUGUUGGAGGAUUUUUAAUCCCAUUAAUUGAAGUUGUUUUAAUAUCUCCUCUUCCAUUUUGUGGUCCAAACCGUAUUGAAAAUGUCUUCUGUGACUUCCUUCCCUUGCUCUCCUUAGCAUGCACAGAUACAAAGUUCUAUAUAAUGGUUGAAUUUUGCAUCGCCCUCUUCAUACUGUUGAUAAUAUCACUCCCUUUAAUCCUCUUUUCUUACAUCAGCAUAAUCCAUGUUAUUCUAAAGAUGAAAUCCAAAAUUGGGCGCAGAAAGGCAUUUUCCACCUGCGGAGCCCAUCUUAUGGUAGUUACACUGUUUUUUGGCAGUGCUGCUUUCAUUUAUGUACGAGUUUCAGAAAGUUCCUUUGUAGACUUCGAUAGGACUGUUAGCCUCACCUAUGCUGUAUUCACUCCAUUAGCCAACCCUGUCAUAUAUGGUUUAAGAAAUCAAGAAAUUAAAAAAUCUAUUUAAAAAUAUAUAUGCUUUCCUUAAUG
Molecule: messenger RNA, 996 nt
Organism: Rana temporaria (common frog)
Lineage: Eukaryota; Metazoa; Chordata; Amphibia; Anura; Ranidae
Product: olfactory receptor 6N2-like
Exons: 1
Coding region: 62-973 (303 amino acids)
Biological process (GO): G protein-coupled receptor signaling pathway
Cellular component (GO): membrane
Molecular function (GO): olfactory receptor activity; G protein-coupled receptor activity
Source: RefSeq, a predicted model, not a curated record